Molecule: messenger RNA, 1164 nt
Organism: Camelina sativa (false flax)
Lineage: Eukaryota; Viridiplantae; Streptophyta; Magnoliopsida; Brassicales; Brassicaceae
Product: peroxidase 47-like
Biological process (GO): hydrogen peroxide catabolic process; response to oxidative stress
Molecular function (GO): heme binding; peroxidase activity
Source: RefSeq, a predicted model, not a curated record
AUGUUAACAAGACUUAAGAUAGACAAUAAUAAGAUGAUUAAGGCGAAUAUAGUGAGCGUGAUUCUGUUGAUGCAUGCCAUUGUUGGGUUUCCAUUUCAUGCGAGAGGCUUAAGUAUGACUUACUACAUGAUGAACUGCCCUUUCGCCGAACAGAUUGUGAAGAACAGUGUUAACAAUGCUCUUCGAGCCGAUCCAACAUUAGCCGCAGGUCUUAUCCGUAUGUUGUUCCACGACUGUUUCAUUGAGGGAUGUGACGCGUCGAUUCUGCUAGAUUCAACAAAAGAUAACACCGCGGAAAAGGAUUCGCCUGCGAAUCUGAGUCUACGUGGCUACGAGAUCAUAGAUGAUGCAAAAGAGAAAAUCGAGGAUAGAUGUCCUGGAGUUGUAUCUUGCGCAGAUAUUAUUGCCAUGGCGGCUAGAGAUGCUGUCUUUUGGGCUGGUGGUCCAUACUAUGACAUACCAAAAGGAAGAUUUGAUGGUAAAAGAUCGAAGAUAGAAGAUACAAGAAAUUUACCUUCACCUUUUCUCAAUGCAUCCGAACUCAUUCAAACUUUUGGCCAACGUGGCUUCACUCCACAAGACGUUGUUGCUCUAUCUGGAGCACAUACCCUAGGAGUUGCACGAUGCUCCUCCUUCAAGGCUAGACUUACCGUCCCAGACUCUUCAAUGGACUCGACUUUUGCAAACAGUCUUUCCAAAACUUGUAGUGCGGGUGACAAUGCAGAGCAACCCUUUGAUGCGACCCGCAACGAUUUCGACAAUGCUUACUUCAAUGCACUCCAGAGGAAAUCAGGAGUCCUCUUUUCGGACCAAACCUUAUUCAACACUCCAAGGACCAGGAAUAUCGUUAAUGGCUAUGCUUUUAACCAAGCAAGGUUCUUCUUUGAUUUCCAACAGGCCAUGCGCAAAAUGAGCAAUCUUGAUGUUAAACUUGGCUCUCAAGGUGAAAUCCGUCAAAAUUGUCGGAGCAUUAACUAGCCUAGGCCAUAUAUAUAGCUAUGAUUUAUGUAUUUUCAUGCUCCCACUUUUAACUAUAUCUCCUCUAUCAUAUAUAUGAAUCAUGAAUCUUCUAUAUCCUCCCAUGUAAAAUUGUGGGUUUCAGAUAUCCAUCAAAGCAUAAAAUACUAGGUGAUCUUGUAUUUAAUUUAUGUUUAUGAGCUGUUA